AUCCACCGCGGCGCUGGUCUGUUAGUCACAUGACCCUGACAUUAAAGCGGAAAUGACAGCUAGCGCUUCACAGUCUCACGGCAGACAAAAGGGCUGUGAUGUGAUGUGAUGUGAUGUGAUGUGAUGUGAUGAUGGCAGCUGCCAGUGUGUCUCAGUCUGCCAACAUUCAGGCCCCAGAGAAAUCACAGUUGACCUUGAAAGUGUUGUCUGCUAAGCCUCAGUCUCCUAAACUCCCCAAUCGUCACUCUCGUUUGAGUUCAUUUGUGGAAGUGACCGCUGACGGCCUGACCAGUGAAACGAAGAAAACAGGCAAACGCACCGGAAACCUAGAACUGCAGUGGAAUGAAGACCUCACCCUGAACGUGACUCCUCAGAGUCGUUUGGAUCUGAAGUUGUGGAGUUGUCACACAUUGAGGAAGGAACUUCUGGGCAAUGCCACCAUUGACUUACUGGACACUCUACGAACACAUGAUGGCAAGAUGGAGAAUGUACAGCUCAGUCUGGUUCUACAGACAGAGAACAAAGGCUCGGUUGUAGCAGGAGGUGAGCUCAACGUCUGUCUGGACGGCCUGGUUGUUGAUCUAGGAUCUCUGCCCAGUGGCAACGCUGCCCCAGACAAGAUAGUUCACUCGAGCAGGUCUAAUCUGCACAGAGCUCAUAGUGAAGAGACCCCGAGUACCAGCAGCCCCCGUGGACGAAGUUUAGCUCUUUCAUCUGUGGGUUCUUGUGGAGAUUCUCCAGCUGACGUCAGAGGAGCUGUUCUCACUAAUGGUGAACUGAACGGAGAAGCUGCAGACAACACAUGCUGCCGCAACUCAAAGACGGCCAUCAGCAGCCUGAGCGACGCUGGUAAAGGUGAGACGGCUGCUAAUGGGAUUGAGGACGGUCAUCUAUCACGUCCAGCUCUGUCUUCACCCUCACUGAGCUCAACCCCCUCUGCUGGGAUGGACAGUUCUGCCCUGCCAGCAGCCACAGAGACCCCAUCCUCCACCGAUCAGACCAGUAUAGCCACAGAGACACACACCACUGAUGCAUUGCCUGCUGGUUGGGAACAGCGAAUUCUGCCUCAUGGACGAGUCUACUAUGUGGAUCAUAACACGAAGACCACCACAUGGGAGAGACCCCUCCCACCAGGCUGGGAGAAGCGUGUGGAUCAGCGCGGCAGGUUCUACUAUGUGGAUCACAACACCAGAACCACCACGUGGCAGCGGCCCACAGCCGAGUCUGUGCGCAACUAUGAGCAGUGGCAGUCUCAGCGCAGCCAGCUGCAGGGAGCCAUGCAGCAGUUCAACCAGAGAUACCUCUACCAGUCGUCUGGAGGUGUGGUGGAGAAUGACCCGCUCGGGGCUCUUCCUCCAGGCUGGGAGAAACGUCAGGACAACGGAAGAGUGUACUAUGUCAAUCACAACACUCGAACGACGCAGUGGGAGGACCCUCGAACCCAAGGCUCAAGACAGGGUGGCUCUCCGGGUGCGUACGACCGCAGCUUCAGGUGGAAAUAUCACCAGUUCCGCUUCUUGUGUCAUUCCAACGCGCUGCCCAGUCAUGUGAAGAUCUCCGUAUCCCGACAGACUCUAUUUGAGGACUCAUUUCAGCAGAUCAUGAACAUGAAGCCCUAUGACCUCCGCCGGAGGCUCUACAUCAUCAUGAGAGGAGAGGAGGGCCUGGAUUACGGAGGAAUAGCCAGGGAGUGGUUUUUCCUGCUGUCUCAUGAGGUGUUGAACCCCAUGUACUGUCUGUUUGAGUAUGCCGGGAAAAACAACUACUGUCUGCAGAUUAACCCUGCUUCUUCCAUCAACCCCGACCACCUCACCUACUUCCGCUUCAUCGGCCGCUUCAUUGCCAUGGCACUGUAUCAUGGGAAGUUCAUUGACACGGGCUUCACUCUACCCUUCUACAAGCGCAUGCUUAACAAGAAACCCACCCUCAAAGACCUGGAGUCCAUUGACCCUGAGUUUUACAACUCCAUCAUGUGGGUCAAAGAGAAUGAUUUGGAAGAGUGCGGCGUGGAGCUGUACUUCGCUCAGGACAUGGAGAUUUUGGGCAAAGUGACGACACACCAGCUGAAGAACGAUGGAGAAAAUGAACUCGUCACUCAGGACAACAAGGAGGAGUAUAUUAGUCUGCUCACUGAUUGGCGCUUCACACGUGGGGUGGAGGAGCAAACGAAAGCCUUCCUGGAUGGCUUCAAUGAAGUUGUGCCUCUGGAGUGGUUGCGUUAUUUUGAUGAGAAAGAGCUAGAGCUCAUGUUGUGUGGGAUGCAGGAAAUUGAUCUGAAUGACUGGCAGAAGAGCACCAUCUAUCGGCAUUAUACCAAAAACAGCAAGCAGAUCCACUGGUUCUGGCAGGUGGUAAAGGAAAUGGACAAUGAGAAGAGAAUUCGCCUGCUGCAGUUCGUCACAGGAACUUGUCGCCUGCCGGUUGGAGGCUUUGCAGAACUGAUAGGAAGUAACGGGCCACAAAAAUUCUGCAUAGACAAAGUGGGGAAGGAAACCUGGCUGCCUAGAAGUCACACCUGCUUUAAUCGUCUGGAUCUGCCGCCCUAUAAGAACGUGGAGCAGCUCCGAGAAAAACUUCUGUUCGCUAUCGAGGAAACUGAGGGAUUCGGACAAGAGUGACGAGACUGAUUAUAUCUCGGCAUGCGAAGGACAGGACCGACACAAUAAUUAACCAGUUUCUUUUGAAAAGGCCAUUAAUGUGGACUGAAUGAACAGACUUACAGUCUGUCAGAUUUACAGUUCAAUCACUAGUUUACCUAAAAAUGAAAACUUAUUUUAUUCACCCUCACGUCAUUCCAAACCGAUAUGCUGUUAUUUUUCUGUGCAGCACAAAAGAAGAGUUUGGAGGAAUUGAUUGCUAUGAUUUGUUGUUUUACAGAAAAGAGCUGCGUGACGAUUCUUCAAACUUCAACGUUUGUGUUCCAUAGAAUAAAUAACAGCAUGCUCAUACGUAAUGUCAUGAGGAUGAGCAAACAACAGCUUCAUUUUUGGGUUAACUAUACUUUUAAACAGCAGAGCGAAGACGCUGAUGGACCAGCAGCAGAUAAAUGAUUUGUCUGAAUGUAAUAUUUCAUUUGGUCACUUCAGGGAAUGAUGAUUUCACCUUACAUUUCUAUGCAGAUAAAACAGUGCAAAUUAUGAAACACUUCACAGCAUAAUGUCAUUAACCAGAUUUGUAAGUCAAAUUAAAAUGAAUUCCCUGAACUGCCUAAAUCAAAAUGUAAUCAAUCCUGAUUUUCCAGUGUGAGGUGAAAUUCUCAAACUCACUGCUUAUAAUUCAGAAUUAUUACUACUACUAAUAAAAUAAACCACAGCGAAUCUUCAGUUGCAGAUGUCAUGGACCGCAGAGAUGGGGCUCACGUGUCAUAUCAGUGUGUGUAUAUGGACUAGAAGACCACUGAGAUAGAAAAUAAUUGUUUUAAAGAGAUUGAUCAGACAUGAUUUCAUUAUUUUGUGACAUGCCAUGCUACA
This is a messenger RNA of Sinocyclocheilus anshuiensis, 3470 nucleotides long. Its product is annotated as NEDD4-like E3 ubiquitin-protein ligase WWP2. Gene Ontology annotation, cellular component: cytoplasm. The transcript is spliced from 23 exons. NCBI's taxonomy places the organism in Eukaryota, Metazoa, Chordata, Actinopteri, Cypriniformes, Cyprinidae. Gene Ontology annotation, molecular function: RNA polymerase II-specific DNA-binding transcription factor binding; ubiquitin protein ligase activity. The record is from RefSeq and is a predicted model, not a curated record. Gene Ontology annotation, biological process: protein K63-linked ubiquitination; proteasome-mediated ubiquitin-dependent protein catabolic process; negative regulation of transcription by RNA polymerase II. Bases 129 to 2618 code for a protein of 829 amino acids.